This is a messenger RNA of Oikopleura dioica, 1563 nucleotides long. NCBI's taxonomy places the organism in Eukaryota, Metazoa, Chordata, Appendicularia, Copelata, Oikopleuridae. The record is from the annotation of a GenBank genome assembly.
AUGAGAAAACCGCUGCGAGUUUCGAAAUUUGUAGGAUCAAUGCACGAGUGCGAAUUGAAUGAAACAGAAGUGAUUGUUCGCCCAUGCAGUCCAGAAUCAUCAGAAGGAAGCCCGAAUAAAGAAAAUUGCCCUCAAAGACAUCUCAGAAAAACUCCAAGAUCCGUCAAUGGGGGAAAUACAGUCAUCCAGUCCGCCCCUGCCGCGAACGGACUUCCACUUCCAAAUGCCUCGUCGAGAAGCUCAAUGCUCUUGGAAUGCGGAAGAUGUGAGGCCAUGUUUAGGUCUCAAGAUGCAUACGAUACUCAUAGGAAGAUCUGUUUUGGGGGAAAGGACCAACUUUGCUUUUGCAAAAUCUGCGGUGUCCGAAAAGACUCUGAAUGGACCAUGGACAAGCAUCUCUUUCAACACUACUGCAUGGAUUCAAAAGGCUGCAUGGACUGCGGCUGGCGAUCCGACCUCCACAUCAACCCAAAACCCUCUCCGAAGAAGACAAGCGCAAACUCAUCCUCCGCCUUGCACAUGUCUCGUCCCGAAGCCCACGAUGCUCAAAUUCCAGAGAGAAAGGGCUAUCGAAUUACUUCAAAUGCUCUUCGAUGCAUGGACUGCAACGCCCUUCAGGAUGACAUCAAGUCCCUUCAGGAGCACAUCAAACUCUGUCCCAAAAGCUCGAAGCCUGCCGUGUUCGUCUGCUACUGCCGUGCAGAGUUUGCCGAUCGAAAGUCCUUUGACCAGCACAUCAACAUGAUGCAGUGCAAAGAACUUCUUCUCCGCAAAUUCCAGGGACUCCCUUUCGUGCCCGGCUUCCCACCAAAUAUGCGUCCUCCAACCGUCGCCCCACCGAAACCGCCUCAGAGUCGAUCUCCAGUGAGCAAGGACUCGCCCCCAUCCAAGCGGCAGAAACUUGACGGCGAAUCGAUGUCACCGGAGCGCGAGCAGGCCGAGUUGUUCUGCGAAAAAUGCAACAUUACUUUCAAGAAACUCGAGGUUUUCAAAGUUCACAAGGAGAAUUACUGCGAGUCGCGACAUGCAAACGUAGAAGCGAUUCAAGAGGCCAGAGCGCAGAAACAGCGCGAGAGGGAAGAGCUAAAGUUGGUAAAUAAGCUGAAGGAACAAAGCAAAGUUCGCCUGCAGGAAGAAGAAGCCAACCGCGAAUACACCCAAAAAGCUUUCCCCUGCCACGAAUGCAAAAUCGGCUUCGAUUCCCGAAAGCAUUUCGCCGCCCACAAGCAAAACUACUGCCCCUCUCGACAGACUGAUUCUCCUGGAUCGGAAGGAUCAUCAUCUCAGCCAACCUCUUCUUCCGCGAAUCUCCUGCAAGCUUCGGGCUUGUUGAGCAUGUUUAGCCAAAACCCUCUGAUGUCAAACCUGAAUCUGCUGUCAAUGCUCUCCGCAAUGAACACCCAACAAGCGAACCUCGAAACUCUCAAGAAGGCGCUCAGCGGAAAAAUUAAUGGCUCGACAACAUCUCCCCUCGACUUGAGUUGUAAAGACUCCACGGACGCCGAGGAACAAAUCAAAAUCGAGGAGGUCGAGGAAGAGUCCAAUCCUGGAAUAGCUGUAUAA